Phyllopteryx taeniolatus (common seadragon) is the source of this 1217-nucleotide messenger RNA. RefSeq names its product transmembrane protein 86B (gene tmem86b). The transcript is spliced from 3 exons. Bases 241 to 990 code for a protein of 249 amino acids. Lineage: Eukaryota; Metazoa; Chordata; Actinopteri; Syngnathiformes; Syngnathidae. Gene Ontology annotation, cellular component: membrane. The record is from RefSeq and is a predicted model, not a curated record.
AACAGGGAGACGGUUGAUAAUCAGGGACGUAAUCACACAGAAAGGAUCAGUCUAAAGUUCAUGGCUCUGAAACACCAGUAGACACAGCACAGAUUUCCUUCUGACAGAAACAGCAGCACAAGAGGGAGGUCUUUUAGCUUUUUCUGUUUUGUUUUUUUUCCCUUCUUCUUCCCAGAUUAGUGAAGGCGGCACUGCAAGAGCACAGCAAAACAGGAGGUUGAGCUCUUCCCAGUGGAGAACAUGGACAUCUUUGAGACAGAUGCUUAUGACAGGCGGCAGAGAAGAAAUACGUCCCGCGCUCUGCUCUUCUCUCUCACACCUUUCUUUUUGGCCUCAGCUGUGUACUUCUACCUGUGGACUCCAGACUCCCCAGCAUCCAUCAUACUGGCGGGUGUCAAAUCGGCACCGGCGCUUCUGCUGGCCGUGGCAGUGCUGAGCUGGAAUGGAGGUCAGAGUGUACUGGGUGUGGUGGGAGGACUUGUCCUCUCAGCUGUGGGCGACUGCUGCCUGGUGUGGCCUGAGCUUUUCCUCCAUGGAAUGGCUGCAUUUGCACUGGCUCAUCUUCUCUACUCCGUCACCUUUCUCUCAUCCCGUUAUGAGCCAUAUUCAUCCUCCUCCUCAUGGACUGGCCUGCUAUAUCUGAUCCUGGUUGUGAUUGCAGGAGGUGUUUACACAUACUUGUUUCCAUUUUUGCAGAAGAACCCAAACUCAGACCUCAUAACUCCUGCUGUGGGGGUCUACAUUGUCUUAAUCACAAUCAUGGCAAUAUUAGCCAUCAGGACCCGUCGUGCAUUUACACUAUUAGGAAGUUUGUCCUUCAUGGUGUCUGACCUUGUGUUGGCUUUGCAAGAGUUUAAGGUGACAGCAUCUGUGGAAUACAGUAACACUGUUGUCAUGGUGACAUAUUACUUAGCGCAACUACUAAUUAGUGUGGGGGACAUGAGGGCAGUGGAAAACAAAAAUGAUUUUGAAAAAUGGAAGAGGUCCUAGCCAAUAUUCAUGCAGCAUUCCUAACUUUGGAAGCAUCCAGAGUAACAUACUACUGCCUAAUACUCGUAGCUGCUGGAUGAUGAUGACACUGAAAUGUAAAAAUGUUUGUAUGUAUUGGAUAUUGCUUUAAAAUGAUAACUAAAAAUGUUUUGGACUAAUUUUAUUGCCAUAUUUGAAUAUAACAGUGACAUGUAAAAUUCAUAUUAAAGCAAAAGCUGUUCAUGUGA